This is a messenger RNA of Akanthomyces muscarius, 2547 nucleotides long. RefSeq lists its product as uncharacterized. Gene Ontology annotation, molecular function: DNA replication origin binding; single-stranded DNA binding; chromatin binding. The transcript is spliced from 2 exons. Lineage: Eukaryota; Fungi; Ascomycota; Sordariomycetes; Hypocreales; Cordycipitaceae. Bases 1 to 2547 code for a protein of 848 amino acids. Gene Ontology annotation, cellular component: DNA replication preinitiation complex. The record is from RefSeq and is a predicted model, not a curated record. Gene Ontology annotation, biological process: mitotic DNA replication preinitiation complex assembly; double-strand break repair via break-induced replication; DNA replication initiation.
AUGUACCUACCGCGCUCUUUGAUAUCCAAACUCUACAUUCACCUCCAAAACUCCCGACACCCGCUUUCGCCUCCCGUUCUCAUUCUCGUCGCGCUCGAACCUGACGCCCUCUGCGGCUGCCGCAUUCUGACCCGUCUACUCAAGCAUGACUAUAUUCCGCACAAGAUACAGCCCAUCUCGGGCUACGCCGACCUCGAAAAGGCCGGCAAGGAGCUUGUAGUGCCCAUGAUGGAAUCACGAGGCGGCGCCGGCGGCCUUGUUAUUUGCCUCGGCGUCGGUGGCAUGGUUGAUCUGGGUCCGCUGCUCGGUCUUGAGCCUGAAGGCGAAGAGAAUCCCUACAGCGGUGUCGAGGUCUGGGUGCUCGAUGCCCAUCGCCCCUGGAACUUGGCCAAUGUUUUCGGUGGCUUCCCCCUGCUACCCUCCUCCGACGGGGCCGUAACCUACCAGUCGCGCAGCCCAGUCGGCGUAUCCGGUGGUGGCAUUGGACGCGCCUACAACUCCGAUCGCGGCGGAAUUGUCGUCUUUGACGACGGCGACAUCGAAGAAGACCUUAUGGCCGAACGUGAUGCAUAUCUGGCGCUGGUAGAUAUGCCAGACAUGGAUGACGAUGCCAACGACUAUGGACUGAGUGACGACGAUGACGAACCUUCAGAGCCCCGGGCUCUUGCUGGCCAGAAGCGCAAGAGCUUGUCGGGCAACGAUGACGAGUUGAGUGACGACGAAGACAGACCCCACCAACGGCGGAGGAGCAACUCGUCAAGCCCUAUCGAUUCACCGAGACGUCCGGCACAGCGAGGAUUGGUGUCACUCCGAGACCCGGAUGCCGGGCUGUCGAGCGAUCCAAUUGAGCCUCCAUCUGGCGCACAGGAGCCUCCCGCGCCCUCGGCCCGCGCCCUUCGACGAAAACUUCUGCGAAUGAGGACUGACAACGAGUCGGUGCUGCAACAAUACUACAAGAUGGGAUCGUCAUUUUCAGAACCAAUCUCAUCCAUGAUGUACUCGCUGGCCUCGGAGCUCGGUCGCGAAGACAACGACUUGCUGUGGCUUACCAUUGUUGGAGUGACGUCAAUGGAGCUGUACGGAAAGUCGUCGGCAGGUGUGGCGGCGCCUGUGCGGGCGACAAGCAAGACUCGGCAGACAGGAUGGAUGGGAGUGCGUGGUGCAAGUCUCCGCCAGUUACUACGGGAUGAGGUGCGCCGACUGAACCCGCCAGAAAUCGCCAAUGGGCGAGUCGCUCCUGAGAAUACGGGCGUCAUCCCGACCACAGCUCGCAACCCUGAAGACACCGGCAUCAGACUUUCCCCGGAGCCGCGUUUCCUCCUCAUCCGCCACUGGAGCUUAUACGACAGUAUGCUUCACUCCCCAUAUUUGUUCUCGCGCUUGAAGACGUGGAGCGAAACUGGAAUCAAGCGCCUGCACAAACUCUUGGCCAAGAUGGGCGUCAGUCUUGCGCAGUGCAAGCAGAGCUACACGCACAUGGACAUGAUGCUGAAACGAGAGUUGCGAGCCAAACUUCUCAAAUACGGCUCAUUGUACAAUCUCGAUGAGAUGGUCCCCGCGGUAGAUACGGAUGGUAAAGACCGAGCGGGUGCCAAAGACGGAUGGGGUUUCGUGAGGAGCUGGGGUUGGCGCGCAACAUUGUCGGCACAGGAUGUCGGCGUGGUCAUUGGUGCACUGCUCGAAGUUGGCAAGCACGCACAAGCCAUUGACCUAGCGUAUGCUGCCAGCCAGGCUGGCCGCGAGGUUGAAGAUGAUGCCGAAGUCGCAGCUCAGGGAGAAGAAUGGAUUAGGCGAUUCUGGGAGGCCUAUGAUGCGCUUGAGGAUAUUGACGCACUAAAGGCCGGCCUACCGACCGCCCAGUUUUUACAUCGAGCUAUUUACCGAACUGGCACAUCGCUGAUCAACAAGAAACAAAUCAAGCACCUGCGGGCGUUCCGAUUAUGCGUUGUCAAGGAUGGUCCCGAUGUAUCGCUUUUCACGCAUCCUUCGGCAUUGACAAAACUCUCGCUGUGGAUCGGAGAAGCCCUUGCCGAACAAGAGCGAGAAGCACACGGAAAGUUGUCGCAUGGCGGUCGUGGAACACCUCUGGUUGUGGCCAGCCUGCACGAGAAGCGCGGAGUCUAUAUAGUGGUUGGCACCGGCGGCGGUGGCGGGCCCGACUCGACAUUCAUGGACAAGGAAGCGGCAAAGCGGCGGCAGCAGGCCAAGGAGGCCAAGGCGAAGAAGAAGGAAGAGUCUCGUCUCGCCAAGGAGCGCGUAAAGGCGCAGAAGCGAGCAGACAAGGAAGCCGCCGGAGAAGAGGUGGAUGAGCUGGAGACUGAGUCUGAGGGCUCAGAUGCAUCGGAUUCGGAAGAUUCAGACUCGGAUGAUGAAGAGCACGACAAGGGCUACGGGCUGAACCGAUUCGGCAGCGCAUUCCAAGAAGUGAUUGGCGAGACGAGCGCUCGCGUGCGAAUCGACAGCUUCGAGCACUGCGUGGUGGAGGUGAAGAAGGAAGACUUGGGUGGCUUCCUGGAGAGUCUGAGCAUGAAGGCAGUUGUUGGAUAA